GCAAAUAAAAGCUAUGAUACGUAAACUCACUUAAAACGAAAUGUAUUUAAGAGCCAGGAAUAUCGGAAAGAAGUAUUGCCAUUUGUCAUUAAAGGGCAGUUUAGCAAGUAUCGUCCUUAUGAUUUGACGAUAUCAUGUAAAACAUAUCUUAGGCCUAUUUGCAGUCCAUUCUAUGUUUGAGAACUAAAGCAGUAACAAACACAUUGGGUUUUUACCAAACCCUGAGAGGGAUGCUAUGAAGCAUAGUCCGCUUAUAACAUGGUUAAGGUUUUGAUUGGUCGAAACUAUAACAAUAGAAUAUUGAAACAUGUGCCCCCAAAAGACUUCGCCUUCAUAUAUUCUACCAUUUUGCAGAAUAAAUGGUGGUAUACAUGUAUAUUGUGUUCUGUUUCGGUAAAUCUUCUUGUACCAGACUUUAACAUGUGAUUGGUAAUUGGUUGAAACUCUACAGUGAAUGAUGUAGAAAGCAAUUCUUCAACAAAAUGGCCAUUGUGAAGAUGGUGAACAAAUACCUGUUGCUCGCAAGUUUCGCAAGUAUCUUGCAAAAAGGCUUUUCGGCAGUGGAGGACUGUCCCCCGUGUGAUCCUGGCAAGUACUGCAGCAAGUUCUUUGGUGUCUGCUUAGUUUGUAGUGAAUACUGCCCCGGAGGAUCCAACUGCCCCGCCGAAUGUUCGGCUGCAGAUAUUUCAACACCAUUGGUAACGACAACCAUCUCCACCACAACAACGACAACGGUUUACACCACGUAUCAGCCACCCAUCUCAAAUUCCUCAGACAUCACUUUUUCACUAUCGAGCAACACAAAAGGACCGUCCGGAGUGGCCAACACGAAUGGUGACGAAUAUUUGAUAUUGUCUGCAGAACUCGUCUUCGGGCUCUUGAUUAGCUUGUGUUUUACAUUACUGUUGACCUGCUUAUGUCGUAAGUAUUAUAAGACACUGAAGAUACCCGAGAUAUGCUGCUUCUUUAGGAGGGGCGAUAGUAACAACAGAGACAUCGAGCUACGUGUCAUACAACGUCGUACGUCUGGGACAUAUUCGGCUGUACAGGUUGAAGAUGUUGAUGGCAUUCCUGACCCAGAUCAACCUGGCCCCUCCAGGCAAAGAGCACUUCGACCCCAACGUCCCUCUAGAGAAGCCACUGCUUCCCCUGCCUAUUCUACACCAGGCUGCCAGGAGUAUCCAGAAGAUGACAUUCCAGACCCAGAACAACCAGGACCCCCCAGACAAAGACCCUCUAGAGAAGCCCCGGCUGCCCAUGCCCAAUUCACAACAGGUUGCCAGGAGACUCCAGAAGAUGGCAUUCUAGACCCAGAAGAACCUGGCCCCUCCAGGCAAACAGCACGUCGAUCUCAACGGCCCUCUAGAGAAACUACAGCUGCCCCUGCCCAAUCUACAUCAGGUUCCAUAUAUCAAUCAGCAAGUGUGUCACAAAGUGCCCCUAUUCUGGAAUUUGAAAGGAAUCAACAAGCUCGUCCAACAACUUAUCGAUCGCCUCCCCCGGAGAAAACCCCAGAAACUCUGCGAAAAAUAACAGAUGGGACCUAUGGGAAGGUGUCUAUCGGGGCGUCGAUUUUCGAUCCACCCAGCGACAUGGUAGAGGACAUUCAACGGAAAAGGCAGUCUGGACAUGGGGACUGACUAUUUUAAGAGUCAAAGCAACGCAUAAAUGGCGCCUGGUGAGAAAGCGUUCUUGCUGAUUAUUAGUGGUAAUAUCAACAUAAUGCCAACGAAGAUAAUGGCCGCCUUGAAGUACGCGCAUGGUGGGAUUCUGGACAUUGCAUCGGAAAGGGAAACUCGAGAAAUAAAUCCAAACAGUGAUGGCUUGCGACUAUGCCGGUGGUGAAUGCAAAGCGAGUCUUUCAAAGCAUUGGUUAAGCUACCAACACCAACCCUUUCUACAAAAUCCCAUGUAAAUUUGUCCUGUGUAAAGUUGUAAUUUUUUGGACGUGAUCAAAAGUGCCUUUUGUGUAAUGUUGUAUUUUUGUUGUAAAUAAUUAUCAUUACUAUGCCUUUUGCAUUUAUGAUUAAUUACAGUUUGUUUUAUUUCAUGAUUUUUUAUUCAAACAGUUCAGAACAGAAAGAAUGAAGGUAAUUAAACUGUAGAUUACAAAUACAUUUGCAAAAGAUUACAAGAGACGCCCAGAAACCUUUAUUGUUUUCACAUCAAUAUUCUUGGCACCUCUACCGAAAACAAACCUGAGGAAUUGCUUCACACAUCCUCCCGCGAGAUAAUGCAUGAUCUUUUGAACGAAACUCAUGUUGAUCAUGAAGUGCCAAAUUAAAACCUUAAGUCUUUAAUUUCUUGAGGUAAACAGAAUGUAAUGAAUAAUCUUAUCUAAGGUAGUGACCAUAAGCCGUUGGUCCUCUGGUUGCUUGCUUACAAGCAAUCAUCAUGCUUUCUUGAUUGUGUGUUAAAUAUUUUGCAGCUUAAUUCAAUGUUGCUUAAUCCCAUAAUGACUGAGAAACAAUCUUGCAUAUUUCAAUUAUUCAAAAUGUCAGGGUAGGUUUGAUCCCAGGCCGGGUCAUACCAAAGACUUUAAAGAUGAGAUCUUCUGCCUUGUCUGGAGCUCGACGUAUUACAUUGGAAAAGGAUAAUAAUAACAUGUAUGAUGUUAUACAGGGCCCAUUGGAAGAACACUUCAUUAGAGCUGAAGUGGCUACCCUGAGUCAAUAAGAAUUAUGAGUAUUAUAGUUAUUGAUAUUAUUAUUAUACACUGUAUGUAUAAACUAUAGUCUUAUAACAACAGCACCAGUCAGUGUUCUGAGAGAACAAUACGGUCAGGUGUUAAAAUACACUAUGGAGUUUUAACAUAAUAACAAAUAAUGAUUAGUGUUAAAAUAACAAACAUAAUGUGUUAUAUUACGGGGUGUUGAACGAACACCUUUUAUGCAAUGGUGUAAAAUGGUUGGUGUGAUUCUCUGGUGGUGUAGUUUUAAGACCAUUGUUUUGCAGUUAAUAGUUCAGUAUUGCUGUUAGUCCCCAAAUGUGACAUCUUCAUAGCCUAAGAUCAAUGCUGAGGGAUUGGAUGUUUAGGACUUUCUUUUCAUUUAAUAAACACACCUCUAUGAUAAUUUAGAUACCUCUAGUUUGCAGCAGGUAUUUUUUGAAAUAUAUAUGAAAAAAUAUAUGAAGGAUUUAUUCACUGAAAAUGAAAGGAAAUUACCUGUAAUGUGUAUUCUUUUUUUGUCAUUGGGUAAGCACUAGAAAUUAAUUAAACUGUUUGUAUAUGAUUAUUCUCACAUUAAUUAUCAGAAUAUGUAUUAUGUUAUCUUUUUGUUAUAAUUUAUGUUUAAUCAUGUAAUGUUUAGAAUGUUUCCUUUUCUGGAUCCUGUAUGAAUAAACUGUAAUUCUCUUUGGUAGGUAAACAAGAGUACGAUAAAUGUCUUUGUCCCAAUUGCCUGAUUGCUGAUACAACUUUGUAGACAAUGAUUGGCAAGGCCCAUGUAACCUAUUUUUAACACUCCCUUUUAAAGCCCCUUCAUAAAAAAGAGAGCAAUACAUGUGGUUGUAAGCAUGUUAGAUUUGUUUAUAGAAAAAAAUCAGCUUGAACUGAAGUACUGAUUAAUCAUAAACUAAUAGAAGCGUGACUAAAUAUGAUGAGUGUAUCGAAAUUGCUCGGGGAAAGGGGUAAACGCUUGCCGGGUCCAUCACACACAUGCCUCACAAACCGUCAUCCCCAAGACAUACUUCUUGCCAUACACACACACACACACACACACACACCCUCACCCCAUCCUCUCCCACACACGCGCGAACCCACCCACAAACCCUCAUACACGCACCUAGAAAAACAAAACAAUUUAUGGACGUAUUCAGAAGCAUCAAAUGCCUACGUAAACUCUCGUCUGAAUGCGGUGUUGGUCACGUGUAUCAUCUUGUUUGGAUUCUAUUUCAUACACCCAAAUGAUGUUUAGCGCUGUAUCUAGUAAUUUACAAGUGAUAAUGAGAAGGAAAAUGCAGGCUGCGAAAUUUUUUAAAGGCCUCAAUGCCUCCAAUUGCAAUGAUAGAACAUUCAUAACAGAAGUCAAAAAUUAAAAUGAAAGAGAAGCGGUAUUGGUGAUGGUAUCGGUGAAAGGCCUACAUUUUGACUUUUAUAUUUUUUUUUAUACAAGAGUACAUUUUUCGUUAUUCUUCAGACCGGGUAGAAAUACGUGUAGCAACUUACGCCCUUACGUACCAUGCAAAUAUGUCUUACAUAGACGUUACAAACAUAAUAGACAUAAAAAUUAUAAUAUCCAUAAUGAUGGUGAUGAUAAUGAUAAUGAAAGUAACGUCAACCUAAACAGCAAUUGUAGUAAUAAGAAACUAAAUAAUAUCGACAAUGAUGACAGACUCACAGUUCAAUCAUCAUCAAUAAACCUACACAACUAUACAGACCCCGUUUCUCCUCUGCUGCUACCGAUGUGUAAUUUCAAGAGGAAGAAGAAUUGGCACGCAUCCAAACUAAUAAAUUGACACGCAGUUCGUAAUCAAUGAAUGAAUGACUGGUAACAGAGCACACAAAAAGCCCAGCGCACACUAUGCAUUUGAUGCAACGCGAUUUUUUAAAUAAAUAAUUGAAGAUUCCAAGAAGUAAAAUCAUUUUAUUUGAAUUUUGGCAUAAUAAAAUCAUAAUUUUGCUUUUUGGCAAGUAAAAUCAAAAUCGGCUUCAAGUCGCAGCUGAUGAUGUCGUCAUUACGAUUUGGAAGUGAAUUUGCUUUUAGGCCUAUUCCUACAGGGAGGCCCGAACUAGAAUUAAUUUCCAUUUCAUUUGCCACUAUUCUAAACUCUGAUCGCUAAGAUUUCAUUGGCUGGAAUGUUCAUCUCAAAUGUUAUUACAAUUUCUUUAAAAUUCGGAUCGCAACGAAUCGCAUAGUGUGCGCUGUGCUUAAGUUUUGACAAAAGAUUUUGUUUUCGUUUCAAUGAUUACUUUACGGAAGCAUCGAAAAGAAAUGUCAAGCAUAACAUAUUUUUAUUAAUAGUCCAUGAUUAAACCUAGUGCGAAGAAAAUAAA
Lytechinus pictus (painted urchin) is the source of this 4996-nucleotide messenger RNA. RefSeq lists its product as uncharacterized. NCBI's taxonomy places the organism in Eukaryota, Metazoa, Echinodermata, Echinoidea, Temnopleuroida, Toxopneustidae. The record is from RefSeq and is a predicted model, not a curated record. The coding region runs from base 483 to 1640 and encodes 385 amino acids. The transcript is spliced from 4 exons.